AUGAUUUCAAGCCCGAACUUCAUCCAUUAUGCCUGCGUUGCGAAAGGAACCACAAUUCUCGCCCAACACGGUUCCAAGGAACCACAUAUCGAAGAAUUAGCUGCAAAAUGCCUUGAGCAAGCUCCUCUCCACCACUGCAUGUUUUCUCACUCUGUUAAGAACAGGACCUAUGCGUUCUUAAUUGAUCAAGCGUUUGUCUAUUUCGCGAUUUUCGAUGAAAAGCUCCUGAAAUCGGAGGCCCUUUGGUUUUUAGAUCGCAUCAAGUGCGCAUUGAACGCGAUAUUGAAAGGCAGGUCCAUCACGGAUUCUGAUGAUUUCUCGCCGCUCUGUUUCCAAGCUCAAUUUGAUCCUAUCUUUGGAGAAUCAAUGACUUCGGAUUUGGAAUCGGAAAAGCCGCUGCAGGGCCAAAACAAGGAUGAUCGAAAACCGAGCGUGGGAUCCGUGAAGGGGAAAAAAUCGAUGAUGGUACCUUUGCUUGAGCAGCCUAGUAAAAGUUUGAAGAAGAAGAGAAGGGUGAGCGUAGAAGGCAAUGUAAUGGAUGGUAAGGAUGCUGCAAUGGAGAAUAAAUUGGAGAUGGGUGACGAUAUAAAUUGUUGCACCAGAGAUUUUGCCUUGUCCGCACCCAAGGGCCGGGCCAACGAUCGACAAAAAGCAAAGCAGAUAUGGAAGAAACAUGUGUGCGUGGUGCUAUUGCUGGACGUACUUGUUUGUGCGAUGUUAUUUGUAAUUUGGUUAUGGGUUUAUUGCAGAGGGUACAAGUGCAUGCAGAGUUGA
Prosopis cineraria is the source of this 774-nucleotide messenger RNA. Its product is annotated as phytolongin Phyl2.2-like. The transcript has a single exon. The record is from RefSeq and is a predicted model, not a curated record. NCBI's taxonomy places the organism in Eukaryota, Viridiplantae, Streptophyta, Magnoliopsida, Fabales, Fabaceae. The coding region runs from base 1 to 774 and encodes 257 amino acids. Gene Ontology annotation, cellular component: membrane.